Messenger RNA from Oncorhynchus keta (chum salmon), 954 nucleotides. Its product is annotated as thyrotropin receptor-like. Gene Ontology annotation, cellular component: membrane. The record is from RefSeq and is a predicted model, not a curated record. Gene Ontology annotation, biological process: G protein-coupled receptor signaling pathway. The transcript has 9 exons. The coding region runs from base 1 to 954 and encodes 317 amino acids. Lineage: Eukaryota; Metazoa; Chordata; Actinopteri; Salmoniformes; Salmonidae. Gene Ontology annotation, molecular function: thyroid-stimulating hormone receptor activity; protein binding.
AUGAUAGAGACUCUGGAGGAGGAAGUGGAUCUGACGCUGAAGAGGCUGGAGAGGCAUUCAUUCUAUAACCUGAAGAAAAUCACCCACAUAGAGAUCCGGAAUGCGAGGAGUCUGUCAUACAUAGAUCCAGAAGCAUUUAAAAACCUUCCAAACCUGAAAUACCUGGGUAUUUUCAAUACUGGCCUCACCAUCUUCCCUGAUCUCACCAACAUUCACUCAGAUGAUAUGAACUUCAUACUUGAGAUCACUGAUCAUCCUUACAUCUCUGAGGUCCCAGCCAACUCAUUCCGCGGUAUUACCAACCAAGUGCUGACAGUGAUGCUGUACAGUAACGGCUUCACAGACAUCCAACAUCAUGCUUUCAACGGGACCAAACUGGAUGCUGUGUACCUCCAUAGAAACAGGCGUCUGACCAGGAUGGAUGAAAAUAUGUUUUCUGGCACUGUCAGUGGCCCAAUGCUGCUUGACGUGUCCCUGACGGCGGUGUCGUCCCUCCCCACAGCAGGGCUGGAGUCUCUCAGGGAGCUGAUGGCACGCAGCGCCUGGAACCUCAAGAAGCUUCCGCCAAUCAAAACCUUCAAACACCUGACCACCGCUGACCUCACCUACCCCUCUCACUGCUGCGGCUUCAAGAACCUCAAGAAGAAACGAGGAUACCUGGAGUACAUCAUCUGUAACCUGACAGCAUUCUACGACCAGCAGCAGAAGAGGUCCGUAGGUCCUCUCACAGUCCCAUCCCUCCAGGGAGACCCCACUGCAGACACAGCUGACCAGGAGCCCAGUGAGGAGGGCUUCAGAGAUGGUGUAUUCAAAGAUACCCAGGGAGACCCCUGGAGAGACAUCCACAACAGCCUCAACUACCACGCCUACUUCGGUGGGCAGCCGGACGAUGACGUGGGCUUCGGGGAGAUGCUGAAGGUAAGAGAGGAUCACCUGUUUCAAUCUCCACACUGA